This is a messenger RNA of Clonostachys byssicola, 1308 nucleotides long. The record is from the annotation of a GenBank genome assembly. NCBI's taxonomy places the organism in Eukaryota, Fungi, Ascomycota, Sordariomycetes, Hypocreales, Bionectriaceae.
AUGCCCGACAACCGCGCUUGGUUCAGGUCAAUGAGGCUGCUGCACUCGCACGCAGCUACCACAGUCCCGCAGACGCCUAAUGUGUCGUCACCCAGACGGUUGCCUUAUGAGUGGGAGGAACAGAAACCAGUGACUGAAGAGCCAAGACCAGUGGUCGAGGAGCAAAGGCAAAUGGCUGAAGAGGAACGAUACUCGGCUGAGGAGUUAAAAGCAGUGGUCGAGGAGCAGAGACAAUUGUCUGAGGAGCAAAGACUAGUCGCUGAGGAGGAAAAAAAUGUGGUACGACGACACCCGCCAGGGCCCAUGAAACUCCGUUAUGCCAAGGUCCAUGGGAGAGCCCAUGAGACGUCAAGGCCGCCAGAGAAAUCCAAGACUCUAUCCAAGUCGCGGCAGCGGCAUCAAGGUCUAAAAGGUAUCAUGGUGGCCAAGACCCUCUCAUCAGACUUCAUCUGCUAUAGGGAAGGCUCGGACAUACCCGCGCCCAUUGCCCCCGAGGAUGACUUAAUGAUGUCCACAGCCCAGCAGUAUUUUGGUGAGGCUUACCAAGAGCUCUACUCUGCAUCUAGGCUGAGUGAGCAUGCUAUAAACACGGCUGUACCGGAGGUUGCACUCAUCGGUGCCAUGGGAACUCGAAAGGCCACAUUCAUCAACGGUCUGUUUGGACUCCCCGACAACUACGGUGUUGACUCUUUACAUGACGAGGUCAUCAAGAUGACUAUGUACGGGGUCAAUUUCCCCGUCGGAUCCCAAUAUGGGAAAGACCUGCCCAUAAUGUCAAGACCGCAGAACGGGUUCAUUCUCGCGGAUACUCCUGAAUACGCCCUCAUCAAGCGUCCUUCCUGGGGCAAAGAGGUGGUGAAUUAUCUGGACAAGCGGGAGAAUCUCAAGGGCGCCAUCCUCCUCCUCUCACUAUCGAAACCCUUUCGCGAGAUGGACAGGUGGGUGCUGCGCCAUCUCGCUCACAAAAAGGUCAACACGAGCGUUAUCCUCACCGGGGCACAGUACUUCCCCAAAAGGUGGGAAGAAGUAGCUGCAGAGCGUGCUCGGCAGGUUCGUCGGGAGAUGAUCAGCCUCGACGUAAGGCUUGACAACGGAUGGGUUAGAAAUAAUGGAUGGAUGCCGGACAUACACGUCGUGGCUCCAGGGAUGGAGUUCCAGGCCAGUGUUGGCAACGGAGGCGGACUGGGAGGCGCUCGAAAAGCUAUCUUGGAGUUGGCUGGGUUCGAUCUGACCAAGCCUUUCCAGAAGGACACUUCGGUCAGAGGUAACCUCGACCACGUUGUAUCAUUUGAUACUCCAGAAGCAUGA